GAAAAGUAUUGCCGUAUGGCUACUCAAACUUCUCUCAAAAAGCUCAAUUUGCCUGACGAUUCAAGUAGCCGUCAGUCGAGGCAAAAGUGAUCGGGAGAGAAGCGACGCCGAGAGCAUCCCAGAGCAUCGUUCCACUGUGUGCACCGGAAGGAGCUGGGUUGAGGUAUUGAGGUUUUGGGCUCAACGAGGUGAGUCCGAGGAUUGUAGUCCAGUGGGCCCUUGGCACGGAGUAGGUGGUCGGAUUCCCUUAGAGCAGUCAGCAGCGAGGAGGCCAAGGAAGCUCCAGAGCGGCUGGCUUCUCUUCUGCUUCAGCACGUCGUGGACGGAGAGGAGGAAGAAAGUGCCGCGACAGUCGAGAGGGAAAAUCAGGAUCCGUCUUUCGAAAACCUGGGAGGACGAGUCGAGUGUUUGUUGAGCUUUUGGCGAAUCGAUCGAGGGAGGGAGGGGGGAGCAGCUUCUUGAUCGUUAGUCAAGCGUCGGAGCAGUCAUGUUUUUUCACAUCUAUCUGGAGCGGAAUAUGCAACUGCAUCCUCGGCAUUUUGGGCCCCAUUUGAGAGACAAGCUCAUCUCGAAACUGAUUCAAGAUGUGGAGGGUACUUGCAGUGGUCGGCACGGGUUUGUGGUGGCUGUCACAGCUGUGGAGACAAUUGGCCAAGGGUUGAUCCGUGAUGGGACGGGAUACGUCACAUUUCCUAUGAAAUACCAGUGUGUUGUCUUUAGACCAUUCAAAGGAGAGAUUCUUGAGAGCGUCGUCACUAUGGUGAAUAAGAUGGGUUUCUUCGCUGAAGCCGGACCCGUACAAAUUUUCGUCUCCAACCAUCUGAUACCAGAUGACAUGGUUUUUCAAUCUGGGGAUGUUCCAAGCUACGAGACCUCCGAUGGCUCGGUUAGGAUACAGAAGGAUAGUGAAGUCCGACUCAAGAUCGUGGGUACUCGAGUAGAUGCAACUGAAAUUUUUUGUAUCGGAACCAUUAAGGAUGACUUUCUGGGUUUGAUUGGAAACCCUGGUGGGGGAGCUUAAGCCUGGAGAUCAGCGUGAGUAAUGGAACUUGGUCAAGAGCAUACUGAAGAUACUGUUCAGCACCUCAGCGCUAGCAGACAAUCGUCAGGUUGUGAAUUGAGUGUAUUUGUAUUGAGAAAAAUGUAGACAUUCUGUUUAGGUUCUUUUCUGCCACAGGCCCUCAUACGCUUGGAGGAAAUUAACAAAGAUAGGAUCCGUACAGCAACAUGUAUAAUAUGAUAUAAUGCAAAUACUGCAUUCUUUGGACAGGAACAUGACUGAAGAGUACUCCAGACUUUGCCAAAUGGAUAUUUGGCUCACAAAUCGCAAGGAGAAACUCCUUGCGUUCCUAAUUUGAGUCUUGCUGAAAUUUGCCCGUCCAGUCGCCAGGUCAUUCUAUUUCUCUGUAUGGCAGGAGGACUUCAUGUGGUUUUUCUCUAGACCACGAAGCCCAUUCCUCAUAUAAAUCUCCGUCGGUUUUAUUAAUGUCCUUUCAAACUCUCCCUCAAGACCAAAUAAGUUUGUAAGAGCCCCGCCAAAGGAAGUCUCUUGGCUCGUAUGAAUGUCAAGCAACCAC
Marchantia polymorpha subsp. ruderalis is the source of this 1577-nucleotide messenger RNA. NCBI's taxonomy places the organism in Eukaryota, Viridiplantae, Streptophyta, Marchantiopsida, Marchantiales, Marchantiaceae. The record is from the annotation of a GenBank genome assembly.